Molecule: messenger RNA, 1479 nt
Organism: Kuraishia capsulata CBS 1993
Lineage: Eukaryota; Fungi; Ascomycota; Pichiomycetes; Pichiales; Pichiaceae
Exons: 1
Coding region: 1-1479 (492 amino acids)
Biological process (GO): mRNA splicing, via spliceosome
Cellular component (GO): catalytic step 2 spliceosome; precatalytic spliceosome; Prp19 complex
Molecular function (GO): protein binding
Source: RefSeq, a predicted model, not a curated record
AUGCUGGAUUUAUCCAACAAAAGGAAGAUUCUAUUUGAUCCAGAAAUAGCACCUCACGAUGAUGCCAGCAACAAACUGUAUGUGCAGUCCAUAAUUGAGUCUGAAUACGCUCAGACAAGGAAGCUUCCAAGACACCUGCAAGACAAGAUAGACCUUGCUGAAACAAAGAAUAACGGGAAAGGUCAGCCGCUCACAAUCCUGGAUAAGUUGAAAAGACAGAAGGAGGAGUUGGUGCAAGAACCCGAGCUAUCUGUGAAUGCGGAUCUGCCCACACAGAGGGCCAUCCAGGAAUUGGAGUUCCCAGAACAAGACAAAACUGCUGGAAAGGGGGAUAUAGAGGAAAUUACUCAGGCAUUGGUGUUGGCCAAAGAUGACAGUUCAAACAAGGCUCUCGUGAUAAAAGAUUCUCCCUUCGCCGAGCACGAUUCAUACAGCUUGUACUCUCGUGCUCUUCAGCAAAAGCAACAGGAAGAUACCAUGAACAACUCUUUCGUGAAACCCGAAUGGCAUGCUCCCUGGAAACUCAUGCGUGUUAUCGCGGGACAUACCGGAUGGGUACGCAGUGUCACUGUUGAGCCUGAGAACGAUUGGUUUGCUACUGGAAGUUCUGACGGAACCAUCAAGAUCUGGGAUCUAGCAAGCGGAAAACUGAGGCUGACUCUUACGGGUCAUAUCAUGGCAGUGAGGGGACUCGUUGUUUCCGACAGGCAUCCGUAUAUGUUCUCUUGUUCUGAGGACAAGACCGUGAAAUGCUGGGAUCUGGAAAAGAACAAGGUAGUGAGGGACUACCAUGGACACUUGAGCUCGGUAUAUUCCAUCGACCUUCAUCCUUCAGUAGAUCUCCUGACUACGGCUGGUCGUGAUUCCUCCGUGCGGGUUUGGGAUGUGAGGACCAAGAACCAGAUUCAUGUUCUGACUGGACAUAAGGCCUCUGUCAUGAAUGUUCGCGUUCGUGAAGAUAAGCCCCAUAUAAUCUCCACUUCUAUGGACAGUACGGUGAGGCUGUUUGACAUGGCUGCUGGUAAGACAUUGAAGACGUUAACUCACCACAGAAAAGCUGUUAGGGGACUAACGCUACAUGACACAGACAACACCUUUGCGACUGCUUCUUCUGAUGCCGUGAAGUUCUGGACGCUCCCCGAAGGAGAGUAUGUGCGUGACUUUUCCCCAAGACACAACGCUAUCAUAAACACGCUUUCUGUGAACAGAUCAAACGUGAUGUUUAGCGGUGCAGACAACGGAACAAUGGCAUUCUGGGACUGGAAGUCUGGUCACAAGUUCCAAGAGCUGACCACCACUAAACUUCCGGGUUCCAUCGAAUCUGAAAACGGAAUAUUUGCAAGCGCUUUUGACAGAUCUGGCCUGAGACUGAUCACUGGAGAGGCCGAUAAGAGCAUCAAAGUGUGGCGUGAAGAUCCGAACGCGACUCCCGAAAGUCACCCUGGAAUCCCCUGGACGCCUCCUUCCGCAACAUUCUAA